AUGCUCUUAUUCAACACAUUGAUUGUGUUACUAAUUGAGGUUGGUUUAUGUUAUAAUUGUAAUUCAAAUAAUGGUCAAUUUGGAUGUAAUGGAAAUGAUAUUGCUAUGAAAGCAUCUGCUGAAGAAUCAAGAUGGCAAACUCCACCAAGAGGAAGUGAAGAUUGGAUUGAAAGUUAUCAAGGAUAUUCACAUGUUGUUGGAUAUGCUAGAAUUCAAUAUAAAGAUACUUCUAGAACUGCUGCUACUGUUACAGUUGUACCAACUGUUAACCCAAAAUAUAAUAUCAAAAAGAUAACAUAUGAAUAUAAUGGUGUUCCAUCUGAAUCAGAAGUUUAUGAAGUUUCAAAGGAAACACUUCCAGAAGAAGAUUUAAAGAUUAGAAUUAUUGUUCAUAUGGAUGGAGAUAAUAAAGAGUACAUUGACCUUGAACCACUUGAUUUUGUUUGGAGUAUUCCAGCUGCUAAUUUAGCACCAAAUUAUAAUAAAGGACAAAAAGGAGGAAUUGUAGAAUUAUUUGGAUGGCCAUUUGAAGAUAUUGGAAAAGAAUGUGAAUUUAUUGGAAAAGCAGGGUGGUUAGCUGUUAAAGUCUAUCCACCACAAGAUGCAGUUUUAUCAUUUGAUCAACCACAAGAUAAUUUAUUAAAUCCAUGGUAUUGGAUUUAUCAACCAGCAUCAUAUUCAUUAAAUUCAAGAAUGGGAACAAGAAAACAAUAUAGAGAAAUGGUAAAAGCAUGUAGAAAACAUAAUGUAUUAGUUUAUAAUGAUAUGGUAUUAAAUCAUAUGUCAGCAGGUGGAAAUGAUGUAUUAAAUCAUUGUAAUGGUGGUAAUUUCUGGGGACCAAAAGAUUCAACAACACACAAACCAUAUUUUGGAUUAUCAUUUAAUUAUGGAAAUGAUAAAUAUACUGGAAAAAUUAAUACAGUAGAAUAUCCAGGAGCUGCUUAUGGACCAUUACAUUUCCAUUGUGAAAGAUCACUUAAUUCAUGGAGUGAUGGAUUUAUUAUGAAUGCGGGAUGGUUAGUUGGAUUAUCAGAUCUUGCAACAGAAAAUGAAUAUGUUAGAGAUAGAAUUGCUACAUGGAUUGUCGAAAACCUUGGAGCAGGAGCUUCAGGAAUUAGAAUGGAUGCUGCUAAACAUAUUAGACCAGACGACAUUGCAGCAAUCUUUGGAAAAGUUAAAACAUAUAUGGGAGGUGCACUUCCGGAUGAUUUUAUGGCAUAUUUAGAAGUGAUUCUUGGAGGAGAAGGAGAUUUGUUAUGGUGUAAUUAUGGUGAUUAUCAAUAUUCUAAAUACUUUACAGAACAAUUAGGUAAAGUUGGAUUAAGUCAAAGUGAUAUAAAGAAAAUUAAAAUUUGGCAAUCAUGGUAUCCAGCUGAAUGGGGUAAAUGUGAAGAAAAUAGUGAUUAUGAACGAUUAGUUAUUGAAAAUGAUGAUCAUGAUCAACAAAAACCAGGAUCAUCAUCAAGAGAUAUGCAUGAUCAAGGAUCUGUAUUAGUUAAAGAAAAAGAUAUUGAUAGACAUAGACAAUUUGAAAUUCAAUUAUUCUCAAGAACUGAUAGAAAUUGGACACAUCGUUUAUUAUUAUCAUCUUAUACUUUAAUGGAUGGAGCUAAUGGUAACGAUGGAUUCCCAGAUGGAUUUUCUGAUUGUUCGUUAUGUACUGGAGAGUGGUGUGGGUCAUGUAAAUCAAUUCCAAAAAGACAAGCGUAUGUUGCUGAUGCAGGAGGAUAUACUGUUGAAGGAUGGAGAGGAUCUGAUUAUACAAGAACACAUAGAGAUAUUCAAAUAAUUAAUGCAAUGAGAGGAUGGAUGGGACUUGGUUCUAUUUCAGCCAAAGAAUUAGGAAUUAAAGAAAAUAAAUAA
Entamoeba dispar SAW760 is the source of this 1863-nucleotide messenger RNA. RefSeq names its product alpha-amylase, putative. Gene Ontology annotation, biological process: carbohydrate metabolic process. Gene Ontology annotation, molecular function: alpha-amylase activity; cation binding. The record is from RefSeq and is a predicted model, not a curated record. The transcript has a single exon. The coding region runs from base 1 to 1863 and encodes 620 amino acids. Lineage: Eukaryota; Evosea; Mastigamoebida; Endamoebidae.